Acaulospora morrowiae is the source of this 194-nucleotide messenger RNA. NCBI's taxonomy places the organism in Eukaryota, Fungi, Glomeromycota, Glomeromycetes, Diversisporales, Acaulosporaceae. The record is from the annotation of a GenBank genome assembly.
AAACUGAAACUCUAGAAAAUGAAUUAGAAGACCUUAUCAAUCAGCUUCCGAUAACCAAUUCACUAUCAGCAACAGAAUUUAUUAACAUCGAUGAAGAUAUAGCAGAUGAGGAAGGAACAACUAUUAAGGAGAUAACUGAUAUAGUAAGAGAUAUUGGUGUGGAAGAGGAAAGUGAAGAAGUUAGUGUUGAGAAG